AUGCCUCCGGUAAUUGACAAGAAAUAUGAUUAUUUGGUAAUUGGCGGUGGAAGUGGUGGUUUGGCUUCAGCAAGGCGUGCUGGCCAAUAUGGUGCUAAAGUUGGUUUGAUUGAGUCAAGUGGUAGGUUAGGCGGUACUUGUGUUAACGUCGGUUGUGUUCCUAAAAAAAUCAUGUUCAAUACUGCCAUGGUUGCUGAAGCAUUACAUGAUGCAAAACAAUACGGGUUUGAUUUAAAGUCUGCUCCAAAAUUUAAUUGGAAUUAUCUUAAACUAAAGCGUGAUGCUUAUAUUCAACGUCUUAAUGGGAUUUAUGAGAAAAAUCUUUUAAAAGAUAAUGUUGAUUAUAUUCAUGGAAAGGCUAGUUUUAUAAGCAAAAAUGUGGUUCGUGUGGUGGAUCAAGGAAAUGUUAUGGAAGUUGAAGCUAAAAAAAUUCUAAUUGCUACAGGGGGGUAUCCUUAUGUUCCUGUUGAUACAAUCCCUGGAGCCGAACUUGGAAUUACAAGUGAUGGUUUCUUUAGUCUUGAAGAACAGCCAAAUAAAGUUUUAGUAGUUGGAACAGGUUAUAUUGGUGUUGAAUUAGCAGGUGUUUUCAAUGCUUUAGGCACAAAUACUACAUUAGUUACUCGUUCGGGUGAAAUUUUAAGAACCUUUGAUCCUAUAAUCAAAGAUGUCCUUUUAGAACAAACAAAAUCAGAGGGUAUUCGUCUUUUAACUCAUUCUCAUGUCCACAGCGUAUCACGUGACAAUCCAGGUGCUUCCUUAAAAGUUAAACUUACUUCAAAAGAAACAAAUGAAACAACAGAAGAAUUUGAUGUAAUAUUAUGGGCCGUUGGCAGAAAACCACACAUUGAGGGUCUUAAUUUAGACCAUAUAGGAAUAAAAUUGAAUGAAAAAGGUUAUAUUUACACAGAUGAAUAUCAAAACACUGUAAUAGAUGACAUAUAUGCUUUAGGCGAUGUUUGUGGCGUUGCUCAAUUGACUCCUGUUGCAAUUGGAGCUGGUCGUCGUUUGUCAGAUCGUUUAUUUGGUCCUCCAAAAUUUGCUAAGGCUAAACUUGACUACACCAAUAUUCCAACUGUCGUGUUUCAUGGUACUUGCGGAGCAGUUGGUUUGACUGAACCAGAAGCAAGGAAUAAAUAUGGAGAACAAAAUGUUAAAACUUAUACUUCUAAAUUUGUAAAUUUAUAUAAUUCAAUGACAGAACACAAACCUGCAACAGCAUAUAAACUUGUGGUUGUCGGUGAAGAAGAAAAAGUUGUUGGUAUUCAUAUUGUGGGAAGAGACUCGGCGGAAAUUCUGCAAGGUUUUUCUGUUGCUGUUAAAAUGGGUGCCACAAAAGAAGAUUUUGAUAGUACUGUUGCAAUUCAUCCUACUGCAGCUGAAGAACUCUCAUUUGACAUAUUAACCGGUUUAACAGGCGGACCGGUAAAUAGUGGUUGUUUAGAACGGGGCGAAGCUGGUGGUAUUGGAGAAGGUUGGGGUGACUUUUUUGUGACCAUAUUACUUAUGAAAGAAGAAUAUUACCGUACUAUAGAGUUUGGUAUGGGCAAAUGGUCAAAUGGUGGUGAGGGUAUUAAAGGCUUACCUUGGUUUGCUAAAUGUGGUUUAGGUGUCAAGGCUAAGCUUGUUGACGGUCCUGACUGGGGUGGCGUCAGGAAAGAAAAUUUUGAUGUUCCUAAUUCUU
This is a messenger RNA of Entrophospora candida, 1684 nucleotides long. NCBI's taxonomy places the organism in Eukaryota, Fungi, Glomeromycota, Glomeromycetes, Entrophosporales, Entrophosporaceae. The record is from the annotation of a GenBank genome assembly.